GUAGGAGGAAGCACGGCGAGUGCACUAGAGCGUGCACGUUUGUAAUGAGUUGAAUGCUUGCGCACAGGUGGCUCUGGUAGCGAUGCGCCCCAGGCUCACUUCAGUUCAGUCCAGUUGUCCGUUUGUUGCUGUUUUCAUUUCACCCUUCGUCGUGUUAUCGCUGCCUUUUAAAGAGGUCAUGAGAUCGAUUUGACCCCAACUUCGCUUUCCAUCGAAAGCAAAUGCAUCAAGUGCGAAGGCGGAAGCGGCGUUCGUCGCAAGGUGUCAUUACGACUCCUUUACUUCGGAACAUGCGUUGCGUUGACGUGAAUCGCGGCGCAUAUGGCUUUGGCUUCACGAUCUCGGGGCAAAAGCCGUGCCUGCUCAGCUGCAUAGUUGCUGGCAGUCCAGCGGAGAUCGCAGGGCUGCAACCUGGGCAUGCACUCAUGGCCGUCAACGGCCGAAAUGUUGAUCGACUUCCGCACGACACCGUGGUUCGUCUGAUCGGCUCAAGUUGCGGCCGCCUGCGUCUGCACGUUUCACCGCACUGGCAUGAGCAAUCCAGCAGCAGCGACUCGGAUGGAGAGACAGCUGUGAGAAAUCCUGUGCGACUGUCACCACGAAGUGCUGCACCUCCUGCAGAACUUAGAGCUGUCGUUGGUUACCUCGGCACUAUUGAGCUUCCUAGACACCUUACACCUGGCUCGAGGCUUGCAGUAAUUCGGAGCUGCGUCCGUCGGAUGCGUUCAGAACGCAGGGUGCACACAGUAGUAGCCUUGUCAGUUCGCCGUCGACACUCUGUGGUUCUCAGUGAUGCGAGUGGUGGCACCAUCGCUGAAUUUGGUGCUGAACGAGUUGCCUUUUGCGGCGCUUGUGCAGACGACAGACGUUUUUUCGGUCUUGUGACUAAUUCUGAGGUCGGCUCCGCGUGCCAUGUGUUCAUGAUUGACCCCUCGUUGCACCCUCACCUCGCGCAUUUGCAGCGAGCCGCCGCGUUUCGAGUGGCGUGCACUCCUAAUGGGGUCGGCUGUGCUGAAUUUCCAUCGCACGCCGACCCCAUCCUGAGGGCCAUCGCAUCCCUCACUGCGGCUGCUUCACCUCCGCCCCCUCCUCCACGCAGUAAUGCCAGCAGUUGUCCGUCAAGUAAUUCGGACUCUGGCAUAGGUUUCCGCGAUGAAGACUCUCUGCAGGACAGACUCACAGUGCGGGCGAUGCCUGACCCGCCUGUUGAACAAAUGCGAAAACUAAGUCCCAAGGUUUAUGGUAACGUUGCGCAUAGUCUGGAAGACUUGCCUGCGGCUAGUCCUGCUCUGCCAUCAGGUGAUGACGAGUCAAUGACCUCAAUAGACCACUGGGGCAGUCUGCAGGACUUGGCUAGACUUGAUCAGGGACGGCAGCGGCGGCGUCGGAAGCAUCCCACGCACCACCAACACCCCAUGCAACCCCCUAGCCAACCGCCUCAGAGCCAGUCGCCGCCACCAACGCUGGACGACGAGUCGGACUGCGAACAACCUUUCAAAAAGUGGUGCAGUGGCGGCUCGUACCUGGGAUUUUUACACCGUGUCACGCACGACGAGGAAGACGACAAGCCGCCGCCGCCUAAAAUGCUGCCUCCACUAACCCCCCUUUGGGGCGCGAGCGGUAGAUACAUUGUGGACAAUGAGAGCCACAAGGAGAGCUCAGAGGCCAAAGGAGCUCUGGGGGCCCACGGCAGGAACCACAGCGAUGUUGGCGAAGUCGACCCAUCCAAACCGAACUGCUUUGACUCUUUCGAGAAAUUGCUUGAUGACCCCAAUGGGAUGCACGCCUUCUCGGAGUUUCUAAAGAAAGAAUUCAGCCACGAGAACAUCUACUUUUGGGUGGCAUGUGAAAAGUACCGCCGGUUAAAGGAUCACGCGGCGCGGAAAGCCUUGGCCAAGAACAUUUUUCAGAAGCACCUUUGCUCUGGUGCCCCUGAACCAGUCAAUGUCGACUCUCAGGCUAGGCAAGCGACGAAAGAUGGGCUGGAGGAAGCCAAAGAAAACCUAUUUGUCGCCACUCAAAAGCAAAUCUUCAACCUGAUGAAAUUUGACAGUUAUCCUCGGUUCCUUAAGUCAGAUUCCUACAAGGACUCGUCAGAGCAUUUCAAUCUAGACCCUGAUCUCAUUUUGCACGCUAAGGAUGAGCCAAACCCUGGAAAAGUAUGCAUUGAGUCAAUUUUUGCUUCCGCGCGAGCUAUAAAUUUCCCCAUGCAGCUAAAGAAGAGCCAAAGUGACGCGGAAGACAGGAGGCGGAAAUCUCUCUUACCCUGGGGGCGAAAAAACUCGGGACAGUCAAGGUCCAAAUCGAGGGACAGAGGUGAGGAAAAAGGGCACGACGACUCUAGCUCAAUUAGGUCAGAGCUGACCAGCAGCAGAUCGUCUCUGGCCUCAUCGGACCUGGCUCUGAUCCAACGAAACACAAGCAGCAGACAAUCGGUUUCGCUGGGCGACGUCAGCCAAUCUGGCGAACUCUGCAGAGUAAUUCUUCCUGAUGGUGCCACAACAGUAAUUUCAACUGUCCGCGGAGACACAGUCAAGCAACUCAUAGCUCGGCUGUUAGAAAAAAGGGGUCUGCAAUACAGCACAUUUGAAAUUUACGCCUCUGGACAGUCAAACAGCGUCAAUUUGUCGGACGAAAGCAGUGUGCUCAGCGGGAAAGAAGUGCGUGUUGAGCAACGAGUAGUUUUUAGACUUGAUCUCCCAAGCAAGAAAACCCUAGGUGUCAGAGCAAAGGCCUCAAAAACAUUGGCGGAAGUUUUAAAGCCCAUUCUGAACAAGCACAAUUUAAAAUUGGAGAAUGCCAUUGUAACACUGAUUUGCGAUACAACCCCGCUUGAUGUGAACAAGCCAAUCACUUUUGUCGAAAAUGAGAGAUUGCAAGUUUGCAUUAGCGGCAACUCGGGCCAAGCAAAAGGAAACAAAUCUACAUUGGACGAAAUCACAAACAGGGUUUUUGAGGAACUACUGCAGGGCAAACCCACUGAGAGUGCUCAAGGCUCCGACCAAGGUUCUGUAAAGUCUGAGGACUGGAGUUCUGACCACGGCUCAGGAAUAUUUGGACGAUUUCUGAGGAGAGACUCUGCAUUCACGGACAAAACCAGGGAGUCCAAAAGCAAAAAAGGAGCUGUGCCAAGGUUCAUUGACGUGCAUGACAAUACUCUAAGAGUGCCUGGACUAAGAGUGAACCCUAAAGGUCAGUCUGAAAGUGAAGAGCUUUACGAAGGUCUGAAAAGAGCACAGCGCGGCCGUUUAGAAGACCAGCGAGGCACUGAUAUUAACUUUGAACUUCCUGACUUCUUGAAGGAUAAAGAAAACUCGCCAAGGUGGCUCCAAAAAGGACGCCUCUCUGAAGGGGACUGCCUGCCAUUGAUGUCAACAGAGGGAAUCGAUCUGUCUUCAGGGUUGUUGCCAACGGUGGAACAGGCUGAGGCUUACUUUGGCAGCAGAAUGCCACCUCUGUCGCCUCCCAUUCGACAUCCUAUGGACCCACCACCUUUACCUCCCAAGCCGAAAACAUACCCAAAGCAUGUUUCCAAGUGGGCACCAUCUACGUCCUCUGACGAUGAUAGAAAUUCCACAACAAUAGUGUGAAAAGGAAACUUAAAGCCAAUCAAAUUAUUUAUUGGAUGAUUUGUGUGAGUGGUUUCAUUUUGUUUUGUAAGUUUUAAAUACUUCUUGUACACUGUCAUAAAUUUAUUGUGGUUUGUAAAUUAAAAAUUUUAUAGAGCUGUCCUUCAACUACCUAUAUUUUAAAUAUUUUCUGUAAAUUAAUGUGAAUACAAAUACUAUAAAUAUUAAUUCAUGCACAAUUCAGAAUAAAAUUUCUUUGGAAAACUA
This is a messenger RNA of Cloeon dipterum, 3836 nucleotides long. RefSeq names its product locomotion defects (gene loco). NCBI's taxonomy places the organism in Eukaryota, Metazoa, Arthropoda, Insecta, Ephemeroptera, Baetidae. Gene Ontology annotation, biological process: regulation of G protein-coupled receptor signaling pathway; signal transduction. Gene Ontology annotation, molecular function: protein binding; GTPase activator activity. The transcript is spliced from 16 exons. The record is from RefSeq and is a predicted model, not a curated record. Gene Ontology annotation, cellular component: cytoplasm; plasma membrane; nucleus. The coding region runs from base 222 to 3590 and encodes 1122 amino acids.